AUGUUGCUGAAAGAGCAAGAGAGCAACAUGGAGCGUGCGUUAGAGAAAAAGCGAAUGCUUUUCGAGGAGAAAAUGCGCCAAAAGGAGCUGCAGGAAAGGAGCAUCCUUUAUGCAGAAGCGUUGCGAAAGAAGCAGGAGCAUAUAAUGCGGAUGAAGUCCAACCAGAGCUCAUUUGAGAAGGCGAUGGCUGCUCUGGAUGAAGAGCUAAAAAAAGUCAAAUUGGAAAAAGACGCCGGUGAAAGCGAUACUGCUUUGGAAAGCGACGAAGAAGACCAACCUUGUUCGGUAAUUUCGGAGAUUCAAUCUGCGAAAAGCGUCGAGCGUACUCGGAAACGAUCUGAGCAAGCAAACGAUGGAAGCCAAUACGGGCUGGGGCAACAUCGGACCGGGCCGACGAAAGCUCAGUUGGCAGCCAGAAAUGGGAUUACCAAAAAGCUUCCCUGCUUUUCCGGAAAACCAGAAGAGUGGCCACUGUUUUUCGGUACGUAUCAAGCCUCGAACGAAGCCUGCGGCUACACCGAUGUCGAGAGCCUUGUGCGACUGCAGGAGAGCCUUAAGAGACCGGCCCUAGAGUGGGUGCGCGGCCAACUAAUUCUUCCGCAGACCGUUCCGAGGGUAAUUAUCAAGCUGCAACAGCUGUACGGUCGUCCGAAACAAUUGCUACAGAGCCACCUGGAGAAAGUCCGCAAACUGGAGUCGCCGAGAGCUGAUAAGCUUGCCAGCUUCAUCCCUUUCGGGAACGCUGUGGAGCAACUGUGCGAACAUCUGGAAGCAGCAAAUCUCAAGCAACACCUCGUAAAUCCACUGCUUAUCCAGGAUCUCGUCGACAAGCUUCCUGACAGUGAAAAACGACAGUGGGUUCGCUUCAAGCGGUGCACCGAUGAAGUAACAUUGAGGACAUUCACAGAGUUUCUGUCAGAAAUAGUGGCGGACGCUUGCGAAGCGAAUGUAAGCAUGGAGUACAAGCUCGCGACUAAACCUGCAAGCGGUGGUCAGUUCGGGAGAGAACACGCAAAAGGGAGAGGAGCAAUGUACUACCAUAGUGAAGAGGAGAACUUGGAUGAAACCGCGAACGUCGAGCGGACAAGCUUUCGGCCGUGCAAAGUGUGUCAGUGUACUGACCAUCGUCUGCGGCAUUGUGCAGAGUUUAAGAAAUUACGAUAUGUUGACCGGCUGAAGGUUGUGAAUCACUGGAAACUUUGCUGUGUUUGUCUGAAUGAUCACAGCGGACGGUGCGGUUUCAAAAUACAGUGCAAUGUGGAAGAAUGCAGAGAACGACACAAUCCGUUGAUGCAUCCGUUGCACUUUGGAGGGCGAUCGAUUACGGUACUGACGUUUUUGGACGAAGGAGCGUCCGUUACACUCAUCGAGAAAAGGAUGGCAGAUCGUCUUGGACUUGUGGGUGUCCCGGAGAAGCUGACCAUUAAGUGGACAGCAGAUAUCACGCGAGUGGAGAAGGAUUCCAGCCGGAUGAAUGUGUGGGCAUCGGCAGUCGGAAGUAAGGACAAGGUGCUGCUGCACACGGUUUGA
Topomyia yanbarensis is the source of this 1530-nucleotide messenger RNA. RefSeq lists its product as uncharacterized. NCBI's taxonomy places the organism in Eukaryota, Metazoa, Arthropoda, Insecta, Diptera, Culicidae. The transcript is spliced from 3 exons. The record is from RefSeq and is a predicted model, not a curated record. The coding region runs from base 1 to 1530 and encodes 509 amino acids.